AUGGGGCUUUUAUCAGGCUCCAACGGUCUGCUUUGCUGGUUUCGUAACUGCCCAGGUUAUCUGCUGGCGCCAUUGAAUGAUUUUCUUUUCCUCGUCGGUGAUGACUCGUUUGUCGUCAAGGUUUACCUCGUCACUAGUGUUGAUCUCGUCAGGGAUUGGGUAUCCCUUUUCAUGGUUAAUUCCUCUGAGGUUUGGGUAGCUUGCCUCUCAGUUUCUUUCUUUUUUGCUCGCUUAGGGGCGGCUUUGGGUGUCUUCGGGGACUUUUUUCCUUUGAUUGGGGAUUAUCUCUUUGAAGGUAGUGAGUUGAGUGUGGUUUUAGGAGAGCUAUCUCCGAUUUUGUGUCGGUCAUUGGCUUGGUUUGAGAGAGAGACGAAGAGGAUGUCUGAGGUGAGAUCCAGUGAGUUAGACACUGGGUUGUUGUCUAGCGACGGCCCGGUCGAGGGUGAUACAGCCGUUUCUACCCCUCGUCAGGUUAGGGCUUUUUACGCUCUCAACGAAGAGUGUGGGCUGGACGCUGAUACAGUGGCUAGGUUUAAGGACAAGUUCCAGUUCCCUGCGCGGGUCCAUGUUCGUCGGCCUGGUCCUGAGGAUCGGGCCUGCCAUUUCUUCCUAGGUGAAGUGUGCUUCUACGAGGCUGCUUUCACCUCUGGACUUAGGCUACCUGUCCAUCCUGUGGUGAUGGAGCUAUUGGAUCAUUUUGGCAUUGCCCCCAGGCAACUCAUGCCUAACUCCUGGAGGAUAGUCAUUAAUUGUAUGGAGAUUUGGCUGGCUGCCAACGAGGAUAUGAUCAAAGUGAGUAAGCUCGUCCAUAUCUACCGUUUGAAAGAAUCAAAAGAGUAUGGGUACUACGAACUAGUCCCUUGGACGAGGAGGACUAGAAUCAUUAAGGGUCUAGCCUCGUCAUUCAGGUACUGGAGGUCCUGUUUCAUUUUCGUGUCCGGGGAUGACUUUGAGACCCCUUCCAGCGAGGCUUGGGGUGAUAUCCCAAGGUUACUUCGUCAGUGGGGAACCCCAAAUUUAGUUAAAAAGCGUCCCAAGUUGAAGAGUAAAUACCAGGAACGUCUUCAAAAGGCAAUUGAAUACUCUAAGUUGAUUGAGAAUUGGGACGAUCUCCUUGACCCACGGACACUUGCUUUCUACUGCUUGGGUCCGGAUCCAUCUCCCUACGUUUUGCGCAGCAUUAGCAUUGAGGAGAAGAAGAAGAUGAUGACCAAGUUCAAUAAGGAUAUGUACGCCAAGAUGAGGGCUAAGAAAGACGAACCCUUGGCUAGUAUCGGCAAGAAAGUGGUUGGUGUGACGGGGAAGGGUCCUUCAGUCGUCCCUUUCGUGGAUGCUACCCCAAUCGUCUCGGGAGUAGAGGGUACCCGGGUGGCUUCGCUUGCUACCUCCGUCGAGGAGAUCCCUACCCCGUCAUCCAAGAGGCUAAGGUUGUCAGCCAAAGACAAAGAGAAGGAAAGAGCCGGCUCGUCUGUCUUUGAUGACGAAGGUGUGGCUGUGGAGCGGGCACAUAAUGUUGUGAAAGAUGAGGACCUUAAGGGCUUUUCUGGGGUGCCUGUCAACGUGGUCGCGAGUCAGCACGUCCACAAGAUUGUGCAGGUGUUGGGGGAGAGCCUUCACCUGGCUUUUGAGUGUCUUACUCAAAAGGCUAAGGUGGCUUCUUUGACUUCUAGGAUGGAGGCUCUGGAAAAGGAGAACUCAACUCUAAAAAAGGACCUCAUACAGUCGAUGGACGAGUCUGCCACCUUGAAGGAGAAAGUCAAGGCCCUAAAUUCUGACUUAAAGGUUGAGCGUCAGUUGAAUCUGGAGAAGGACGACCAGCUUCAGGCGGCCAAAGAGAAGUUGAAGACAAUCGCUGCCGGUCCGUCGAGGCCUUUCAGCAGACUGAGGAGUAUUCUACAGUACUCUUCAGUUGGUAUUUCAAGGGAUUUGAACUCCUCCGCCGGUACCUCGUCAAGUACCCUAUAGGGGUUGAUCUGCCAAAUCUGGAUUUAGAAGUGGUAGAUCAAGUGAUGGUUGCUGACGAGGCUGCCCAGUCUUCUGUUCCUGACAGUGAUGCCCCUGCUACUGACGACACUCCUAUUGCUGAGAACGUUCCUGCUGCUGACGAUCCUGUUACUGACGCUCCAGACCCCCGAACCUAAUACUUGGAAGAUUUUAUC
This is a messenger RNA of Quercus lobata, 2159 nucleotides long. RefSeq lists its product as uncharacterized. The transcript has 5 exons. The record is from RefSeq and is a predicted model, not a curated record. The coding region runs from base 1 to 1965 and encodes 654 amino acids. NCBI's taxonomy places the organism in Eukaryota, Viridiplantae, Streptophyta, Magnoliopsida, Fagales, Fagaceae.